UUGCCGAAAAAGCUCACGCACGCAAAACGUCGCCGUAUUUAACCGGAAAAUAUUCUUAGAUUCAAAACCCCACACAGUGUCUUUCUCUUGUUUUCUCGUUGAAUUCGUUGCGUUGCAAUUGAAACCAGAUAUUUACGCACAAACUGCAAUUCAGUUUCUAAUUUUUCCACUUGAUUUCAUUUACGUUUACAUAUAAUUAUUGCAAUCAGAGCCCUAAUUUUUCGAUCAGGGGUCGGAAAUUUGUAAAACCCUUGAUUCCCAAAUUUACGUAUUGUGCUGGUUUCCGGCUUGAUCAAUGUCGAUUGUGGAUCAGGAAGAUGAGGAUUUGCAGAUGGCGCUGCGACUGAGCAUGCAACAGCACGAGUCGCCGGAGCCGAAGCGGAGCAAGUCCAAGGAGGACUCCGGCGCGGGCGAUUCGGCGGAGGAGUCUCCGGAGGCGAAAACUAGGCGGAGGCAACGGGAAUUAAUGGCUGCUGCUGCUGAGAAGCGGAUGGUUGCCUCCUCGAUCGUGGAAGUUGUGGAGGAUGUGGAUAUUGUGGGUCCGGAUGUGGAGGAUAAAGGGAAAGGCGUGAGCCUGGAUGAAGGUGAGUCCAAAGAUGGAGAUUCAGGGGUGGAGCUACCGUUGGCGGAGGCGAACCAGCUUUUCUCGAUGAUUUUUGGCGAAGGAGUAAGUAAAGACGUGCUUACGCAAUGGUGCAAUCAGGGAAUUAGGUUUAGUUCGGAUCCUGAAACAUCUAUGGGGCUAGUACAGCAUGAAGGUGGGCCCUGUGGCGUCUUAGCAGCUAUACAAGGUUUUGUGCUCAAAUAUCUUUUAUUUUCUCCAGAGGAAACCGGUAAUGCUGUGCCAAAUAAUUUCUCGAACUUGGCUAUUAGAAGGGAGUCGAAGAGUGUGCCGGUUCCAGCUGAUAUUUUCUCAUCACUUUCAGAGGAAAGAAAGUCAAGAGCCUUGGUGAGGAGUAUGAGCGAAAUACUCUUUCUAUGUGGAAGCAAUAAAGCAGCAGUGAUAGCAUCUUUGAAUGUUCUUCCUGAUGAAACUGCAGGGGCUGCACAGGGCUCAGAGGACGAGGUCAUUGCAAAGUUACUUGGAGGUAUUUCUGUUGAAUCGGGGUCUCACUUACAGAAAGUUCUGCAGAUCAAUACCUGCACUUCUCGAUCAAGAGCAAUUCAAGUGCUUGAAGCGUUGCUUCCUGUUUUUCGAAGUCGCUUUGGAGCAUUGCUCUUCUUAAUAUCUGCAUUAUUAUCUCGAGGACUGCACACUGUUCAAGAGGACAGGGAUGACCCGUCUCAACCAUUAGUGACUGCUCCUUUUGGGCAUGCAUCACAGGAAAUUGUGAACUUAUUGCUCUCUGGGAAUGCUGUUGCUAAUGUGUUUGAUGGGAAGAUUGACUUGGGGGAUGGCAUGUCCGUGAAAGGCAUCUCAACGACAGUACAAGUUGGAUUCCUCACUCUGUUGGAGUCCCUCAACUAUUGUAAGGUUGGCCAGUAUCUUAAAUGCCCAAACUGGCCGAUAUGGGUAGUCGGAAGUGAAUCUCACUACACAGUCUUAUUUGCUCUCGACACCAAAGUCCAAGAGGAGAAUGAACUUGAGAAUAGAGAAUCACAGAUUCGGAAAGCAUUUGAUGCUCAUGACCAAAGUGGUGGAGGCGGCUUCAUAAGUGUUGAAGCAUUCCAUCAAAUUAUCAAGGAAUUGAGGAUUAACCUUGCACGUGAGAAGGUCGAUCAGCUUUGCAGUACAGAUUUCAUCGUAUGGAAUGAGUUGUGGCAUGCUCUACUUGAUUUGGACCAGAGUUUAGGUGGCCUGAAGGACCCAACUGGACCAACGGGAAAGGAGGGUUUUCAUCUUUACCAUUUUAAUGGGAUUGCCAAACUGAGUGCGAGUGGCAGCCAGGCAUCAUCUGGAAACGAAAUCCCGAUACAAAGACCUAGAUUAACGAACGUGAGAGUAACUAUUCCACCAAGAUGGACGUCUGAGGAAAUGACAGUUAGUCUGCCCGUGGUAUCUACCCCAGGUACAAAUGAAUCCAAUGCGACUCAAGUAUCUUGUCCUCAACCUGCUCAGCACGCACCUCUGGUCGAUUGCAUUAGGACGCGAUGGCCUAGUGCUGUAUGCAACUGGGACGGGGAUGCACCGAGCAUUGUCUGAUUUCUUAAUCAAUUUUUCUUUCUUGCAAAAUGGGAUGAAAUAUGGCUCCAUUGAUCUGGGUUUGAAUCCAUGUGCGGUAAAGGAUGGUUUCGAUUCAUCUUUUCGUGUGAGGUACAAAGUAAAUCGUCUCGACGGUGGCAUGAUGGGAUCUAAUUUGAAACUGGGGUUUAGAGGAAGAUGAGAGAUUUAUCUGGAUUUUGUUUGUUAUUGUGUUGAAUUUCUACACCAACAUAACAAUUGUAAGUAAACCUUUGUUCUUCAUGGAGAUAUAUCUUUUAAAACUUGAGGAAGAAAUGGGUAUACGAUUUUAAUGU
Salvia splendens (bonfire salvia) is the source of this 2457-nucleotide messenger RNA. Its product is annotated as ubiquitin carboxyl-terminal hydrolase MINDY-3. Lineage: Eukaryota; Viridiplantae; Streptophyta; Magnoliopsida; Lamiales; Lamiaceae. The transcript has 7 exons. Gene Ontology annotation, biological process: protein K48-linked deubiquitination. The coding region runs from base 296 to 2143 and encodes 615 amino acids. The record is from RefSeq and is a predicted model, not a curated record. Gene Ontology annotation, molecular function: calcium ion binding; cysteine-type deubiquitinase activity; K48-linked deubiquitinase activity.